Macrosiphum euphorbiae (potato aphid) is the source of this 2766-nucleotide messenger RNA. The record is from the annotation of a GenBank genome assembly. Lineage: Eukaryota; Metazoa; Arthropoda; Insecta; Hemiptera; Aphididae.
AUGCCGAGCGCAUCGUUCAGCUCGACUCGUUCUUAUACGCGGAGGACGAGGAGAAAAGGCUCCAACCGUCUACCCAUACCGUCUAGGACGUCGAAUUCCGGUGGAGUUGUUGAAGCUGGAGUAACAUGUGAACCUUUAGUUGCUGCAAGUGGUAGCUAUGCAACUCCAGGAGGCGCUAGUACCAGUACUAGUAGUUUCCAACAUGUGCCACCUUAUGAUUUACGUGGUCGAAAAUCACCUUUACACUUACAUGAUGCUAGUACAGCUGGAUUUAAUGCUACAGCACCAGUUCACCCAACUGCUACUCGUCCUACAUCACCUACAGCAUCAGCUACUGCAUCGGUAUUGCAGUCAGCUGCUACACCACCUUUAUCUCAGCCUGCUCGUAAACGGCUCAGGCGAAAUACUUCUUGUACAAUUACUAGCUCUGACAAUUCAAACUCGGCUGCCCAUUAUUUACAAUGUGAACUGCCAGAUGAGGUCAUGUUGACAAUAUUCAGUUACUUAUAUGAACAAGAUCUAUGUAGAAUAGCUCAAGUUUGUAAACGAUUUCAAGCAAUAGCUAAUGAUAAUAAUCUAUGGAAAAGAUUGUAUCAAAGUGUAUUUGAGUAUGAUACACCACUAUUUCAUACAGAAAAUAGUCGUUUUGAUUUUAUUCCAUUUGAAGAAAGUGAACACCAUAAUCCAUGGAAAGAAAGUUUUAGGCAACUAAAAAAACGUUGUUUACAUGUACGACCACAUUAUAAUGGUACUGCUAAAGACCCAAUUAGGAGAAUGCCACAUUUUGAAACAAUUCAAGCCGGCUUAGAUCAUGCUGAUGAACAUUUAAAUGGUGGAGCAAAAAUAUUUUUACAUCCUGGUACUUAUCGAGGAGAAUUUUUGGUGAUAGAUUCAGAUAUAACAUUAAUUGGAGCUGCCCCCGGUGUGGUUGCUGAUGCAGUAAUUCUUGAAAGAGAAACUGAAUCAACUGUAAUGUUUGUUGAGGGUGCCAAAAGUGCCUAUUUGGGACAUGUCACAUUAAAAUUUACUCCAAACGUUACUUCAACUGUACCACACCAUAAACAUUUUUGUUUGGAAGUUGGCGAAAAUUGUUCACCUACAAUUGAUCAUUGUAUUAUCAGAAGCUCCUCAGUUGUAGGGGCUGCUGUAUGUGUUAGUGGAGCUGGUGCAAAUCCUAGGAUUCACCAUUGUGAUGUUAGUGACUGUGAAAAUGUUGGUAUAUACGUUACUGAUCAUGCUCAAGGAACAUUUGAAGACAAUGAAAUUUGUAGAAAUGCUUUAGCUGGUGUUUGGGUUAAAAACCAUGCAAAUCCAGUGAUGCGUCGCAACCAUAUACACCAUGGAAGAGAUGUGGGCAUAUUUACAUUUGAUAAUGGAUUGGGAUUUUUUGAAGCUAAUGAUAUUCACAAUAACCGCAUUGCUGGUUUUGAAGUUAAAGCUGGAGCCAAUCCAUCUGUUGUUCAGUGCGAGAUUCAUCAUGGUCAGACAGGUGGAAUCUAUGUUCAUGAAAAUGGCCUUGGCCAGUUUAUUGAUAACAGAAUUCAUAGUAACAAUUUUGCUGGUGUUUGGAUUACUUCGAACAGCAAUCCAACAAUAAGGCGUAAUGAUAUAUACAAUGGACAUCAAGGUGGAGUAUAUAUAUUUGGUGAAGGCAGAGGACUGAUUGAACAUAACAAUAUAUAUGGAAAUGCAUUAGCUGGUAUUCAAAUUCGUACAAACAGCGACCCAAUUGUUAGGCAUAACAAAAUACAUCAUGGUCAGCAUGGUGGAAUAUAUGUACAUGAGAAGGGUGCAGGGCUUGUUGAAGAAAAUGAAGUAUAUGCAAACACAUUGGCUGGUGUUUGGAUCACUACUGGUAGUACUCCAGUUUUGCGCCGUAACCGAAUACAUUCUGGUAAACAAGUGGGCGUAUAUUUCUAUGAUAAUGGACAUGGAAAACUUGAAGACAAUGACAUUUUUAACCACUUAUAUUCUGGUGUUCAAAUAAGAACUGGUAGUAAUCCAAUCAUUAAAGGUAAUAAAAUCUGGGGAGGUCAAAAUGGUGGAGUUUUAGUGUACAAUGGUGGAUUAGGAGUUUUGGAACAAAAUGAAAUAUUUGAUAAUGCGAUGGCUGGUGUUUGGAUAAAAACAGAUUCUAACCCAACACUUAAACGGAAUAAGAUCUAUGAUGGUAGAGAUGGUGGAAUUUGUAUAUUCAAUGGUGGGAAAGGUAAUUUAGAAGAAAAUGAAAUAUUUAGAAACGCUCAAGCUGGUGUUUUAAUUUCGACUCAAAGUCAUCCUACAUUAAGGCGCAAUAGAAUUUUUGAUGGCUUAGCUGCUGGUGUUGAAAUUACUAACAACGCAACAGCCACCUUAGAUAGUAAUCAAAUAUUUAAUAACCGUUUUGGUGGGCUUUGCUUAGCCAGCGGUGUACAACCUAUUGUUAGAUGUAAUAAAAUUUUUAGUAAUCAAGAUGCUGUAGAAAAAGCUGUAGCUAAUGGUCAAUGUUUGUAUAAAAUAUCCUCAUACACUUCAUUUCCCAUGCAUGAUUUUUACCGUUGUCAGACAUGCAACACGACUGAUAGAAAUGCAAUUUGUGUAAAUUGUAUAAAAACAUGCCAUGCUGGACAUGAUGUUGAAUUCAUAAGGCAUGAUAGAUUCUUUUGUGAUUGUGGAGCUGGCACAUUAAAUAACCAAUGUCAGUUACAAGGCGAACCAACACAGGACACAGAUACAUUGUAUGACUCAGCAGCACCUAUUGAAUCACACACUUUAAUGGUGAAUUAA